This is a messenger RNA of Saccharomyces kudriavzevii IFO 1802, 393 nucleotides long. It is a transcript of the gene OST2, whose product is annotated as dolichyl-diphosphooligosaccharide-protein glycotransferase. The transcript has a single exon. NCBI's taxonomy places the organism in Eukaryota, Fungi, Ascomycota, Saccharomycetes, Saccharomycetales, Saccharomycetaceae. Bases 1 to 393 code for a protein of 130 amino acids. Gene Ontology annotation, cellular component: oligosaccharyltransferase complex; membrane. The record is from RefSeq and is a predicted model, not a curated record. Gene Ontology annotation, biological process: protein N-linked glycosylation.
AUGGCAAAGACAUCCAAGGCGAGCGCACCAAAAGUAACCAGUACAUCAUUUGCAGUUUUAAGAGAUUUCAAAGAAGCAUUUGAGACUUCUAAAAAGGCAUAUUUUGCACAAAUUGACAAUAAUCCUAAACUAAAAUUGAUUGAUACAUUUUGCUUUUUUUUGGUGUUAUUGGGGAUAAUCCAGUUCACGUUCAUCAUUCUAAUCCGUGAUAACUUCCCCUUCAAUGCAUUUUUAUCUGGCUUCAUUAUUUGUGUUGGACAAUUUGUCUUGUUGAUGAGUUUAAGGCUGCAAUUGUGUAAUACUUUUCCAGGAAUUUCGAAAAGCAGAGCUUUUGGUGAGUUUAUCGUUGCUAGUUUGAUUUUACAUUUCGUUUGCUUACAUUUUAUAAAUUGA